Messenger RNA from Pongo pygmaeus (Bornean orangutan), 4173 nucleotides. RefSeq lists its product as uncharacterized. Bases 1781 to 4171 code for a protein of 796 amino acids. Lineage: Eukaryota; Metazoa; Chordata; Mammalia; Primates; Hominidae. The record is from RefSeq and is a predicted model, not a curated record. The transcript is spliced from 2 exons.
AUGGAUGCAUAGAUGUAAUUAAUAUUUUGUGACACAUAGUGCUAUAUAAAAGGUUGACUACCAUUAUCAUCAUAAUCAUUAUUAUUAUGAUGAUUUCAGUACUUGAAUUUUAGUAUAUUCAGAAGUGUUCCUGUUACCUUUAUGUUUAAGUGUAAUUCCUAAACUUUUUAUCAUAAAAAUGUUAAUAUUUUCAAAAAGUAGAACAUUAAUAGGACACCAGUCAUAACUUGUAGGUUAAAGAAACAGCAAAAUCUCUCUUGCAGAGGAAUUAAAAGAAUUAUUUUGUUUUUCACAUAGCAUGUCAGAACCGUAAUAAGAAAAAGAAUUACUUAUACUAAAAGCAAAACAUUACAGGUGUCAACGUAAGACAAGACCCAUUACGUGAGUCCACAGUUAGGGACUGGACCACAUAGUACCUGAGCAACUUGUUUAGUUGUGGACAACGCCUGUUUUUCACCAGAUGGCAGCUGUGCGUUCCUGCAUCAAGUACUUUCAAGAGACUUUCUAGUUCUGGUACCAGAGCUUGUAGAUCUAUUUUCUCUUUUUUUUCUUGUUCCUUCCUUUUUCUUAAUUGGAGUGCUCAGACAUCUGCAGAAGUGAAGAGAAUAAUACCAUGAACCAAGUGCAGCAUCAUUAACUUGAACAUUACCCAUCCCCACAUUCGACUACUGUUUUGUUUUGUUUUUUUUUUGAGAUGGAGUCUCGCUCUUGUCACCCAGGCUGGAGUGCAGUGGCGCAAUCUCGGCUCAUUGCAACCUCUGCCACCUGGGUUCAAGUGAUUCUCCUGCCUCAGCCUUCCGAGUAGCUGGAACUACAGGCACGCACUCCCAUGCUCAGCUAAUUUUUUGUAGUUUUAGUAGAGACGGGUUUUCACCACGUUGGCUGGACUGGUCUUGAAACUCCUGACCUCUGGUGAUCCACCCGCCUCGGCCUCCCAAAGUGCUGGAAUUACAGGCAUGAGCCACCACGUCUGGCCUGGACUACUGUCUUUAAAUCUUUUCCUCCACCUAUGCACAUGACUGUUUUAACUUUUAUAUAUGUGUGUAUAUAUUUACUAUAUUUGCUAGGGUAUUUUAAAGCAAAUUGUAGAUAAUGUGUCGCUUUAUCCCAGAUACUUCAGCAUGCAUCCCUAACUGACAUCAUUCCAUUUUCACACCUGACACAAUUAGUAAUAAUUUCUUGAGACCUACAGAUACUAUUUUUAUUGCUACUUAUUUUUUUGCUCUCCUUUGAUUUUUUCGUCUUUUUUUAAUUGCUAUUUAUUUCAGACAUCAUUUCAUAAAGCUAGAAAAUUAGAUACAACUGUGAGUAGCUAUAUAUUUUACGGAACAAAAUUCUGUUACUGUUUUCUUUUGGGGGAAUUUAUGAACUAUUUUAUUUAGUUACCACCAUCCCAUUGAAAUAUAAUUUGGGAAAUACUGGAACACUGUAGAAAAACCAGAAGCCUGAAAUCUUUCUGGCUGGGAUAAUAUUUUAAGUUAUGUUUUAUUGAGUUUAUGAGAAUAAGAAAAAAUACAGUGCAGCAUUCUUGCUGCUGUUCUGAGCUUUUGGAUCCUGAUCCUGUUUGGAAUUGGACACAUGGAGUAUGCUGGCUGUCAGUUGGGCUCUGUUGUCAUUAGGAUUUGGGUUUGAGUGGCAGGAACAUGUGACCGCUGUGCAAGGGGUUAUUUUUGGUCUCUGGGUGUUGGCUUCUCCUCAGAAAUUAUAGCAAGUUAAUGUGAGGUGCGUCUGUGGAGGCUCGGGAUCGGCACGCCUGUCGUGUGCUUGUGAGCUCUCAAACAUGGGCUGUUGCUUCAGCAAAGAACUAAGUAGUGACAGUGACAGUGAAAAAACUGGCCUGUUACAAAAAUCUGUGGAGGAGAAGGAACCAGAAAACAAGAUAAGUAAAAGUUUAUCUUCAUUAUUUGAUCCCCUCGAAGGUGAGGAGGUUCACCGUAUUGGCAGUGGAGCCAGCAGUGCCGCUGGCGUUAGCGCGCGGACAAGGAUUUUCGCAGGGUCUGGGCACAAACAGGGUCAUAGACCCAAACAGUUAUUGAACCCUCUUUCCUCUUUUAUAUAUACAUUCUUAACAAGGUAUGAAAACUUGGAUGAGAAUGACAAGAAUUCAAAUAUUGUUGUUAAUGAGCAGAAUUCUGAGGGGGUCUGUGAUCUACUGUGUGUGGGUAAUGGCAGCCGACAAGGUUGUUGGGAAGAUGAGGAGCCUUUCUCAUGUGUGCUGGUGCCUUCUGACCGAGGCCUGCAGGAGGAAACCUUUGUGAGUGGCCAUCUGCACUGUUACCCAGCUACUUGUAAAAACUCUUUAGUAGAGAAAGAAAUGGUGGUCAGCAUUCACCUCAGCAGUGGUGAUGAGAGUAAGUCUUUAGACUUAUCCGAUAGGGAGAAGAAAGAUGGAAACCCUAUUGGUAUUGAUGAUCAACAAUGUCAGGAUUCAGGAGAGUGCAAGUUUCACAGCAUUUGUGUUGCCGACUCUGCCUGCCGAAGCAUGGCAGAGGAGUUGGGCACCUGGGCAGACACAGUAGCUGCAAGAGGAGAGUGUUGCUCUGCUGUGCCUUCAGCCUUGCGUGCCGUGUCAGGGGUGGGCGAGCCAGAGCCACGGCAGGAAGAGCUCUCGCCUUGGGACACGCUGGGUCCAGGUGAAAGGACAGAGGAAUGCAGUGGGAAAACCAAGCCUUGCCCUGAGCCUGUGGCGUUCAGCCAUGCACCUUGUGAAGCAAAUGCCGAUAACGUGCAGGUGGAGGCUUUACAGGCAGAAGCUUGCACUGAAUUCCCUAAAAAUUAUGCAGAAAGCAGCGCACUACAUGGUAUUGACCUACUCCCUGAAUUAAAUAACAACAUGGACAGUGACUCACUAAGACAUGCGUGUGUCCUGGAAGAAAGUGAGAGCCAUAACUCAGGAGUAGGAAGUGAGAUGGAUCAUCCACCUGGUGGCUUCCGUACUGACACUGCACAUUCACCUGGUAGCUUUUGUACUGACACUGCAUAUGUUGCAGGGAGUGAUGACCCGGAGGUGGUAACAGUUAUUGUCGACCAGAGUUUACAUUCUAAAAAGGAGAGAGAAAAUAACUCUAUCACACCACUAAGAGACAACAAUGAUUUCUACUUGGAUGUUAACAAAUCAGAUAGUAUCCUUCCCAUUGGUCUAGAUAGAAUUGAUUUAAGUCCUAAGAGGCCUAUCACUGCAGUGAGAUUUGGAAGUGGGUGUCUCUCAGGUCACGCUAAUUCAAGAGAAGCAGCCCCAAGCCAGCUUGAUGACUGCUGGGAGCUGGAACCUGUCCCCGGACAAGUCAGGAAGGCGCAGCGCAGAGGGGACUGCAGCCUGGAUGCCAGAAGUCCCCUGCUGCCAGACAGAGGUCCAUGUGGGACGAGUGAAAGUGCACACCAUUUCAGAGGAGGAAACGCCAAGCCCACUCUCACACAGUCGACUUUAAAUUGUGAAAUGGGUUUUAUGGGAAAUGCUAAGGUGAGUUUUGAGAAAAUAGAGUCACGUGACGCUUCCAGUGGCCAUUUCUUUCUGGUUGGUGUUGAUCCCACCCUAGCGGACAGAUACACAGCUGCCCCCUGCGACGCAGCCCAGGGGAUUCCCGCUGUCCCCGUGGACAGCAAAGACACUGUCGUACCAAGUAGUGGCCACAUUGUAUCAUUCACAGAAGGUGUCCUAAAUAGAUGUGAACAUCCCUCAAAAGUGGAUUGGCAGAGUUUCCCAGAAGGAGUCUCCCGUUUUUUGAGUGAAUUUUCCUAUUACCCGAUGGGAGGGUUAGGAAAUCCAGCAUUUUCUGAAAGACUGGCCAGUGGUUGUGGUGGAUAUCAAAUGGGCUAUCUCUGGACUAAUACAGUCACAAAAGGUGCUCUAGAAGGUGAAACAGUAUUUAGUGAGGAUCUGCACCAUAAGCCACAGGCCUUGGAAAUUGCUUUGUUUUCAGAAAACACUCCUCAGCUACUGGUGUCAGAGGACGGUGUUGUUUGGGGAUGGCAUGAUAGAGAUGGACAGUUCGUAAGUAUGUUUUCUAUUGUGCUGCAGUAUGCUGGGCUAUACAUUUUAAUUUAUUAUGAUUAUUAUUUUUAUUUAUUUUUUGAGACAGAGUCUUGCUUUGUCACCCAGGUUAGAGUGGCGCGAUCUCGGCUCACUGCAACCUCCACCUCCGAAGUUCAAGUGAUUGCCGGGUUCAAGUAAUU